Schizosaccharomyces cryophilus OY26 is the source of this 1715-nucleotide messenger RNA. RefSeq lists its product as uncharacterized. The record is from RefSeq and is a predicted model, not a curated record. Lineage: Eukaryota; Fungi; Ascomycota; Schizosaccharomycetes; Schizosaccharomycetales; Schizosaccharomycetaceae. The transcript has a single exon. The coding region runs from base 207 to 1619 and encodes 470 amino acids.
UUUUAUGCCAGAAUUCAAAUAAAGAAAGAGAAAACGCGUAAAGCUCAAAAAUAGAAGUUGUAAAAACUUUUUAUUUUUUCUGUCUUUCUUUUUCUGUUUAUUUAUUCCUUCAUUUCUCGUUUUUUUGUUUUGUCUUUUUGUAAUUCUUGUUUUUCUAUUAAAGUCACUUUCUUCUAUUAUAAUUAAUUCAAUUUCAACUGUUCAUUAUGUUGCUUCAUUUUGGUUUGAGUGCCCUGCUGUUUACAGGAACGACUCUUGCUUCUAUGCCAUACAAUAACACAGGCAAUAGUAAUUCUGAUCCCGACAACAAUAAACCAAUUUUUCAGUACUGGGAAGAGGAAUUGAGUUUAUUUCCUACUGGUGACCCUAAUGUUCAAGCGUUCGCCCAUUGCGAUUUACUGGUUCCUUUUUACGACAAUAUAUCUGGGAUGACUGUUGCUAAUGCGAGAUUGCAACAAAAGGAAUGUUCAAACGGAACCGCCCAUAUCCUUCUUGUUGGACAUGAAGAUUUAUUCCAAGCGUAUAAGCACGCCAUAGAUGGUAAUGAGGAUUAUAGAUAUUUUAAGAAUUUCACUUCAAAACCUGAUGAAGAUUUAUUUGAUUUUCAUUUCAAUUUUACGGACGGCAUAAAUUCAGCAUACUACAUGAGGAGUGUAAACAAACCGGGCACAUACUGCUUUCUUGGAUUACAAGAGGUUGAACCAACUGAAAAUGGAGGAAUGCCUGAACCUAUAAUGUAUCCCCGUUACCAGUCUGCUUUAUACAAAGAUAGAAAACCAGAGCAUCGUAUUUUUUUCUUUUUGUCAGUGUUUUCUAGUCUUAUAAGUUUGGUUUGGUUAAUUAGGUGGCUUCGUAACUAUAAAAAGAACACUUUUACCCAGAUUCUUUUAUUUGUUUGGUACGCUGCAUUUUUAUUGAACCAUCCUAUAAAACGAACCUUCUUCUCCAACGGGAACAUUGGUGUUCCAGGAAAACUAUUUUCCUUUAUAUUUCCCGCAUUCUCUUAUUUGUUUGGUGACGGCGUCGAACGCCCUUUAUUUAAUUCAUUAAUAUUGGCUCUUUCACUCGGUUUGGGUUAUUAUCGACGUAGUUCCAAAAAGCUGGUGUUUUUGAUCAUUCUACUAGGUUUUGUUCAAUCGCUCUUUAUUGUAAUAGCACCUAUGAUUUUUCCUAUUUUACUUUUGACCGAGUCUCCUAAAGCGAAGCCUUUACAAUUGACAUGGAUGCUAUUUAAUUAUGGCUAUCUUCCCUCAAUUUUAGUAAUCAGAGUCUUUCACGUUUGCAGAAUGCGCCUCAAAUUAGGACACGAUUUUGAUGAUAAAUACAUCAAAUCUAAGAAAUUCCUUCCUCUUCUUUUGCUCGCAAUCCUUGUGAGUGUGAUACUCCACGUACAAAGCGCACCAACUUUUAAUGUAAAAUCCGAAGUCAUAAAAACUUGUGUUGGUGUUAUGUACUUCUAUCUUUUUGCCUUUACCUUAAAUGCAUAUAAUAGCAGAGUGUUGAAAGAUGAUAAAGCAGAAAUCUCAGAAAAAUUGCAAAAGCCUUUGCCAUUGUACAAAGACGAUUCUGAGAUGGAGUUGCCUGCUGACGAGAAGCUUCAAAGGUUUCCAACUGCUUAGACUAAGUAUGUAUAGCUUAUACUAAUUCCUUUUUUUUUUAAAAAAAAAAAAAAAUAAGUGUUCAUGCUAUUAUAACAUUUAUUUCUCUCAAAAAUC